Molecule: messenger RNA, 2318 nt
Organism: Drosophila grimshawi
Lineage: Eukaryota; Metazoa; Arthropoda; Insecta; Diptera; Drosophilidae
Gene: MESK4
Exons: 3
Coding region: 93-1031 (312 amino acids)
Source: RefSeq, a predicted model, not a curated record
CUGCUGCAAGCACUCGACCAAAGACCAUUGAAGCAAGCUCGCGCCUAAUAAAUGCAUUCAAAGUUCCAGUAAAGAGUGGACGUAUUUCCAGUAUGUCUGAAGAAUCAACAUCUGGCCGUUCGCACUCCGAGGAUCUAUCUAGUAACAAUUAUCGCUUGGAAGAGGUGCUGAAGACUUGUGCGAACAUCCAGUCAAUGGAAUCGCUCACUGUUAACGACUACAAUGAUGUUUACAUCGCUACACCUGCAGAAGAAGGAGAGAAGAUGAUCUCGUCCAGUACUCGCUACUCCUUCAGCGGAUUCAUAUCGACGCACAGCAGCUGCGGCAGCGACGACCUCUUAACGGACAUUGUUCUCGAGGAUGACAAUCGCAUUUCGCUGGCCUAUGAAAAUCUUUGCACAAUUCCACGGCGAUUGGCCGACAAAUUUGCUGCGCAGACCAAAUUCCUCGAUCUGAGCUACAAUAAAUUCCAGAAUCUGCAGUUUCUUGCGUUUUUCGAGGAACUCGAUACGCUUAUUUUGGAUCGCAACAGCAAUUUGGAUGUGAACACUUUUCCUUACCUGGCCAACCUGAAGAUUCUCUGGAUAAACAAUUGCGAUAUCUGCAACAUAACCGACUGGAUUCAUCGCAUUGAGCGGCAAUGUCCUUCGCUGGAACAGCUCUCCUGCAUGGGCAAUCCGGGAAUUCAGACAGUCUUCAAGGGUCAAGGCAAAUCCACAUCCGCCUCCUAUUUCCGGGAAUAUAUACUCCAGGUGCUACCCAAUCUGAAGUUCCUCGACGGGGUGUCGCGCUAUGCGUUCAGCAAUGGAGACGUCGACAGUCGGACAGUCUCAAAGCCAGUUGCUAAUUCCUCAUGCACUUCCAUGACUGGACAAGGUCCUGAAUCAACCAGCACAUCCGAUCGACAAAUUUGUGACAGACCAUUGGCAUCACCCACGCUCAGUUUCAGGGAGUUCUUUCGACUGAAGCCGUUGAAAAAAGCCCAAAGCAAAGCUGGAUGUCAUCAUGAGAAUGGAUCCUCUACAAACUAAAAAGAAAACAAUUGUAUAUAUCAUGUGUGCUGCAGUUCCAGUAAGAUUUUGUUCUCUUUGACUGUUAUUUUUAGUCUGUCUUUAACACAUAUAUAUUUGUAUAUAUAUAUUUAUAUAUAUAUAUAUGACUAUCAGCUCUGUUUGCUUGCCGAUGACCAAUGGGCAAUCUGCAUCAGAGCACUGCACUUGAUUACCCUACCCUACCACCAUCCCUACAAACAGCCGUUUAUAAUCUAUUUGUGUUCAUAUAGUUGCGUGCAAAAUAAUAACACCACUCCUACAUUAUUUCUUACGAAUGAAACGAUUUUCUCAAUUACUGAUUUUUAUAAACGAAAGUACUGUGUAUAUAUAUCUUUUUUCAUUUCAAAGGAAAAGUGCCAAAAAGUAGCGAAAAAAUAAUAGCAUCACCUGGGCACUUUAUAGAAAUCGUAUAUUUAUUUAUAAAUUCAAAGUUUUAAAAUCUUAAUUUUUCAUUAAAUUAACUUUUUAAUAUUAACUUUAAUUAAAUUAAAUAAGUUUAAAACGGUAAAUAAAAUUGUGUUUAUUUUUCUUUCUCAUUUUUUUUAAGAGACUUCCACUUCUAAAAACGUAUUCACAAGUUAUUUAAACUUACAAAUUUAAAAACGAAACAUUUGAAAACAUUUAUUGUGAGAGUGGUGCUAUUCAUAUAUUCGUCGCUGUAUGUGGAGAAUGAGAAAUGUAUUUGUACAAAACAAUGCAAAUUGAAAUAGAUUAAAAGUCAUCAGCUUUGUGUAUAAUAAUGCAUAUCAUCUUUCUGCUCAUUCGACCAACAAACAAAUUUAUAUGCUAAUAUAAAUAGCAAAAUAGGUGUGAAGACUAUAACUUGAGAAUCUUCCAAUCAAAAAUGAUGAAAGUAAGAUAAUUCGUUAGACUACCAAAAUACAAGAAUUUCGGUUAAAUUAACUAAAAAAGCUGUCUUAAUGAAACAAGGCAAAGUUUUCUCCCAUCUUCACAUUUGCUGUUCUAACCAAAUGAAUUUGACUGGAUUUCCUGCUAACUAAUUUCGUUGACUCAAAAUUAUCAGAUUUAGCCAAUAACACCAUACAAUUAUGGGUUGCUAAUGAUGAUAUCUUAAAUAAACCGGUUUCUCAUACCUUAUAACACUUGUAAAGAAGUUCUGAAAUCGUCCAAUUGUUAUGGCUCUACAAUUUUAAAUUUUGAUUUGAUAUUAGAGAUGUUACACACAAGUCAGUCCUGUAAUAUUAUUUGAAAGCUCAGUUAAGCCUUCAUUAUAAUGAACAAUACAAACAAAUAAAUGAAUAAAUU